CGUCGCGCGAACCGCACGUUUUGUGACACCCAUGCUCGCGACACGCGCUCUCUGUGUACCUGUGCCCUGUGUUAAACUUCUAAAAGUACGUAAACACCACUAACUAGCCAGUGUUGCAAGUGCUGCCUCCAGUGAUUGAGCAGCGGCGUCGCACCGUGCGCCCCGCGCUCGUUGCAGACUCGGUUGCAUUCUGCAGGAAUACAACAGUAUGUAGUGGCUAGUGGACAGUGAGGAUACAAAAGCGGUAUUUUUAAAAAGCAAAAAGAUGGCGGAUUUCAUCGACGACACGACGGUCGACGACGACGUCGGCUACGAAUACGACACGACGAAGAUACCGGAGAUAGUGACGCCGGAUGAGAUGAACGAGUCCGGGUACCAGGAGGGAUCGGAGCAGAGUUAUGGGGAGCGACGGGAUAGUAAGGAGGGGUUCGAGGGGGAUUCUGACAGCGGGGUGGACGGUGUUGACGGGGUGAGCAGCGGGUGCAGUACGGCGGACGACUGCCCCGUGGUGUCGAUCAACGACGUGGUGGCGUACUAUGAUGACAUCCGACCCCGCCGGCGGCACGCGCCGCAGCUCAACUUCUACAACGUGGACAUCGAGCGGCUGGCAUUGAACACUUUAACUCAGAGCGAGUCGAGCUACAGCCCGUCGGAAGAUGGAUGCGGCGAACGUCACGCUGUACUGAGCUAUGAGCAAGUGCGGCGGCUCAACGACGUGAUGGAUGAGGUGGUGGCAAUCAAUGGGCGCGGCAACUUCCCCACGCUACACGUGCGCCUGCGCGAGCUGGUGGCGGGCGUGCGCGCGCGCCUCGAGACCUGCGUGAGCGCAGGCGGCGCCGGUAUCAACGUGCGUGACGUGCGCCUCAACGGCGGCGCCGCCAGCCACGUGCUUGCCGACCGUCCGCAGCCCUACUCCGACAUCGACCUCAUCUUCACGGCCGAUCUGCCCACGGCGCGCCACUGCGACCGCAUCAAGACUGCCGUACUCAGCCACCUGGCUACGCUGCUGCCGCCGGCUACACCGCGCCGCCGCGCCACGCCUGCCGGCAUCAAGGAAGCCUACGUCUCCAAGAUGGUCCGCGUCAACUCCGACGGCGACCGCUGGUCCCUGAUCUCUCUCGGCAACUCCCGCGGCCACAAGACGGUCGAACUGAAGUUCGUCGACACGAUGCGCCGCCAGUUCGAGUUCUCGGUUGACUCAUUCCAGAUCGCGCUGGAUUCCCUGCUUGCUUUCCACGAGUGCGCUCAGCUGCCGAUCGGCGAGAACUUCUAUCCGACUGUCGUUGGAGAGUCGGUCUACGGCGACUUCCAUGAAGCGCUGCUACACCUUUCUGAGAAGCUGAUCGCGACGCGGCAGCCGGAGGAGAUCCGUGGGGGUGGGCUCCUCAAGUAUUGUGCCCUGCUGGCCAAGGCAUACCGGCCAGCGCGCCCCGACAAGAUCAAGACUCUCGAGCGCUACAUGUGCUCGCGCUUCUUCAUCGACUUCCCCGAGCUUGGCCAACAGCGCGCCAAGCUCGAGGCCUACCUGCGCAACCACUUCGUCGGUCAUGAAGAGGAGGCGCUCAAGCAUAGGUAUCUGACGCUCCUGCACGGCGUGGUGCGCGAGUCAACGGUGUGCCUGAUGGGGCACGAGCGGCGGCAGACGCUGGCGCUGAUCGAGGCGCUGGCGUGCCGCGAGCUGUGUGCGCGCGCGCCGCUGCUGCUGGCACCGAUGCAGGCACCGCUGCCGGCCGCGCCGCAGUACUACGUGUGCGUGUGCCCCGCGUGCGCCGCUUGCGCCGCCUGUGUAGCCUGUGCAGCCUGCUGUGACUGCUGCCGUGCACCGCCGCCGCUGCCGCCGCCGCACCACCACUGCGCCGCGUGACGCGACCCUCCCGCCCCAGAGACCCUCUUUUAUCGAUCGAUGAAUUUAGUGCCAAAUGUAUAUAAUACGGAUAAAAAAUAUAUGUAUAUGUAUGAAUCGCUAUCCUAAGCGUGAUUGUAUAUAAUUCGUGAUAUGCUUCGUAUUCUUGGCUGGAUCUUGAUAUAUAUAUUUUUAAUCGACAAAAAAAAAAGAUAAAAUGGGAAUCGUCGAAAACGUCAGGUCGGUAGACUAUUAGGCGACUGUGUUUUGCCGCCGCACACGAUGUGGAGACAAUUUCCUGUGUCAAUUCGAGUUGCUCACUACAGACAGAUCAAUUUCGCACGUCAAUUGUCACGCGGCACAGCGGCACCUUCCAAGGCCGCGAGCACACGACGUACCGGACGUCGACGCGUCACCCAUGCUGGGGCGCUACGGUAACCUGAAUUUUCAAAAAGCCUCUGGAUUUUUUGACAAUUACUUAUAUGUUAAAUAAUGUUAACUAGAGCUAUAAGGAACGCGACGCAAGCGACGCCGACGCCGCGAGCCGUGCGUGGGGUAAUUUCUAAUCGUACUCCUUGCGUGUUGAUCACUUAAUAUGUUAGCAGUACGAAAAUUAUGAUCACGUAUAGAAAAGGUUAGGAAGUAAGUCCGAGUCGAUGGUCUGCCUAUAAAAAAGACUAGUUAGUUACGUGUAAGCUUUUAUGUAUAAAAUUGUCUCCAUAAAUAAGCAUGUCUCUCAGGCUAGGAUCAGCGGCGACUGCAAUUGGAGUGAUGUUGCAGCGUGCAGGAAACUUUAGAAAGUAGAUGAACCAACUCCGGCCUUGUCCGAUGGCCUUUACGCGAGAAAUUCCGUUCUUUUAUAGUUUUUAUUACGGUUGCGCUCGCGCCGCGAAUAUCCUCGCUGCGUACGUAUAAAAAAAUAUUUUACUACCUAUGUAUUUUAUCAAAUUAUAAAGUAAAAUGUAUGUAUACAAUCUUCCCCUUUCGUGAUUGCUCUAGUAUUGUAUACGGCUUGGCGUACGAGUAACAAACUAAGAUUAAAUAUUAAACAAAAAAUACAAAAAACCAAAAAAAAAUAUUAUAACUAAGGUGUGUACAAUAUUAAAGUCCACUCUUAAUGAUAAAACCAUAUAUAAAUAUUUUAAGAACAUUUACAUGUAGCAGAGUCAUUUAGUAACAGAGUACUUAUGAACUUUUUUUUUACUUUUAACGUCGCAUCAAUUACAGUUUGUAUUAAAGCAGUAGAUCGUAUGAAAAAAUGUGAUUUAAUUGUUGUAGAAUUAACCUGUUGUCGAAGAAUAUUAUAUACUUACAUAACAUUAUUAUGUAGAUUACAUCUGUUAGAGAAAUAUAUUAAUACUGUUGUAUUUUAACGAGAUAUAGUUAUAUGAACGACGGUGUAAAAGUCUCCGGCCAAAAUGUGCAUGUUAUAGAUAAUUGCCAAUGCAUAUUCGAAUAAAUAUAUGUAUACAAACGUAUUGCAUGGAAUUCUUAGUAGGGCUUUAACUAAGCAGUGUUUGUUAUAUAUUAAAUGUAUAUUUUGGAGUAGAGACGUCCGGGAUGAUCAAGUACAAUCCGCUUCUAGCGUAAUUCUUAUACUUCGGAACGAUGAACGAUUUUAAAUGAACGAAUUACCAACUUGCUCACUGUCGAACCAAAAUUUGAGAUCUCAUUUUUUUACUAAUUCCCUCGAAAGGUUUCGUCUAAGCAGGUUUAGAGACAGUCUCACUAGGCGGUGCACAAUAUUGAUAAUUAACUUUAUAAAAUUAGCGCCCCAAUUCUUAUUCCGAUAGGAUACCUUUUUCUGAUAAGCUUCAAAGCUAAUAUGGAAUUGGAGCUCCAAUUUUCUACAGUUAAAUAACAUUAUCCUGUAGUCGUGUCGAGAUGUUCGCUUGACACCUCUCAGUGUGGACUGUUGCUUACUCUUGUUACUGAUACGAAAUUUUCCAAGUCCUUAGCGACUUAUGUACCGGUUGCGUAGUUCAUUUGUUAAUGCUUCGUUCUGUUUAUAAUAGGUUUCACAUCCGAAUCGAAUAUCAAAAUGUUUAAAAUCGCAAAAUUAGGUACCUACGUAAAUCAGUUAAAGAAAUCUCGAUUGUCUCCGCGAAUUCCGUUUUCACUCGAUCUUUUAUUAAAUCACUUAGUGGCCAUUAUAAACGGAACGAGGCGUAAACCGCAGAAAGAUUAGACGUAAUUAGACAUAAAAUUAUAUUUCGCAAUCGUCUGUACUUAGAAAUAAAGAAGUACAUAAUGUAGCUAACUGAUCUUAACUAUAUUCCAUUGUAUAUGAGUGUAAGUAAAUUAUCACUAGAGGUAUACUUACUAUUGACACAGGCAUCUACGUUGUGAUUGUAGUGUUUUCGACAGGUAUUUUAAUGUCACCUCUUUAUCUUGACUAUUAAUAAACUGUGAUUGUUAAACUAUAGAUCAGCUAUCGGCAAAAUCAGUUAACUUCUACCUCCUCGCGUCAACAAGAGUUCGCUAUUACAAAUGUGUAGCUAUUUACCUAUUUUGUGAUUUAUCUCUUCGAUGGGAACUUACAUAGACUGAGAGUAGACAAAUGUGUAAGCAUAUUGUUCGUGUUGGUAUUGAAGUGGGGGCUUUAAGGAGUUAGGGCUUGUCUACUUAACCUCUGUUGUCGGGCCGUGUCAUCGCUUGCCGCCUACUGGCUUGUAAUCUUGCAAAACAUGACGCGCCCCGCGCUUGAAUGAAACUCCAUUCUAAUUUUAUAAACUGUUGCUUCCAAUUACGGUCUAAAUAUAAUAAAAUCGAUACAAAAUGUUUGGAAACGAAACAGAGAGACAUUGCAAUGUAGCUUAGGUUUUAUUUUUUCUAUAGUUACCAUCAGUUUUCAGCUAGCCUUAUUUUAUAUUAUAAUUAAUUUACUAUAUUUGUGCACUGGUCAAGGCGCUUGUGUGCUGUGGUUGUUUGUUUGUAUUCUAUAUGUAUAUAUUGUAGGAGUAGCAGAUGAACGUUAUGUUUUCUAACGUUAAGAUACCUUUUCAAAAGUAUCAAUCGGACAUCAGAAAGUGUUUUGGUGUCGAAGAAUUUAUUAGAAAAGUGUAAAUUGGAAAGUUAUCUUAAUAACUAAAAGGAUUUAAGUUUACUUGAGUGAGAAAGUUCAAUGUUUUCCAUUACAUUUUAAGGGAUAGCUCGAAGCAAACAUAAUGAAACUUAUGCAACUGUGUCACGAAGGUGUUGUAACUCGUGUCAGACGUGACGAAUCACAUCGUAAAUUGUUCCCUUAUAAACUACAAAAUGGUUUGACGUCAUCGCACUGGUUUUUUUUUCCAGCAAUGGGCGAAACUAACCAGGGAAUUACCGACAGCUGCAUGUCAUGCACCCAUCAAGUUACAAUAUGUUUCUGUUAUUCUAUAAGUUUUGAUACUACUUACUCGUCAACUGAACACACAUGCCUAGUCAAAUGUUAUCUUAAAUUGCCUUUUGUUAUGUUUCUUCCAAUUAUUAAAUUUCUACAGUAUUUCAAUUUAGAUAGAUGGUAUGUCUUGUUAUUAGUAAAUGAAUUCUAACGUCUCAAUGUUAAAACAUAAAACCGACUGAUGGUAAAAUAUACUGCAUUUGUUCGUAGUGCCACUAAUAAUGUAUAAAUUACGCCACUAGGAACUGUCGAAAGUUUGAUAAUUUGUCCGCCUAUUUUAUACAUACAAGUGGCGCUACUGUCACGUACAAUGUUUUGUUAUCUGUGGGGUUUAUGUCUUAUAAAAAAGAAAGUUGUAUUUUUUUUAAAGUUUCGUUAUUUGUCACGUUUUGUGAGUGUAUAAUUUAAAAGUUACAAGUGAAACUCAAAAUGUAUUAAUUUAAGUUUGUACUGGAACUGUAUUUAAGCAAUGUUAGUACGCUGUGUGUUUAUUUAUGUAGAUGACAUACUCGUAGUAUCAAGGCGUAUUGCAUAAGUAACGAAAUGCAAGUUGAAUGCAUAAGCGAAACGUUUUAUGCAUUGCAAGUAGUGUGAAGCAGUGUGAAAUGAAAUUUACGGAUAUUCAAAGCAUUUACUUAUCUACUACGAAAUGGUUAUGGAAAUUUUAAAAGAUCAACACAAUUUAUCCGUAAGUUGUAAAGUUACUUCUUCUCGGGGGACGGCCGCUAGUCGUAAGAUAAAUUUAAAUGUAGCAAUUUGUCUUGCCAGCCGGUUUACUUAAAGUGUACCCUGCGCGGGGGAGUAGCUUUGCCGUGAAGUCAUAAUAGUAUUUAAUUUGUAGAGAAGUGUGAAGCACGCAAGCGUCGAUAUGUUGAGCGCUGCUUUGUGAAGCUUGAGGCAAGGCCGGGCCGCAGCGAGGCGGCGUGGCGGGCCCGCGGAGUGGCUGUUGCGGGCCCGCCACCCAGCCGCCGCGUCCGCGCCCGCAGCCGGCGGCGCCCUGUCGCGCGCACGCUCAUAUGUUCCAAGCGAGCGCGUGGCAUACAGACUCUCUAGUUUAGGGGUUGCUAGCUCAUAAAGCCUUACUUUGUAUAAGCAUAUUGUUAGGUUUUAUCAAAUAUAUUUACAUCAUAGUUUUUAUUUCCUCUUCCGAGUUGCCUGUUUCGUGGACGGAGCGCUAGAGCGCUGGUGUUACGAGAAAUUAACUAUAAAUUUGUGAGGAGUUUUAAGCUAUUGUAAAUUUUACAGAAAAUUAAAUAAAAAUGUUGUGAAAAAUAAAUUAUAAAAAAGUGAUAUAAACAGUGAA
Messenger RNA from Pectinophora gossypiella (pink bollworm), 6525 nucleotides. Its product is annotated as terminal nucleotidyltransferase 5C. Gene Ontology annotation, biological process: mRNA stabilization. The coding region runs from base 266 to 1864 and encodes 532 amino acids. NCBI's taxonomy places the organism in Eukaryota, Metazoa, Arthropoda, Insecta, Lepidoptera, Gelechiidae. The record is from RefSeq and is a predicted model, not a curated record. Gene Ontology annotation, molecular function: poly(A) RNA polymerase activity; RNA binding. The transcript is spliced from 4 exons.